Messenger RNA from Triticum turgidum subsp. durum (durum wheat), 1395 nucleotides. The record is from the annotation of a GenBank genome assembly. NCBI's taxonomy places the organism in Eukaryota, Viridiplantae, Streptophyta, Magnoliopsida, Poales, Poaceae.
AUGAGCAUAUCCCGGGCCAUUGGGGUCAUUAGUGGCCUCAAUGAAUGUGUCAAUUUGUUUCAGUGGGCUGGAUCUUCUAUUUCAUAUCUGCGCUCCCGGUGGUCCGCAACACAGGAGGAAAGUAUUCAUCAUGAAGUAUUGCACUUGCAGAGUGGCUUACAACGUCUUAGGGAUAUUCUUCCUGCAAUGUACGGCCUUAUUGACCAAGCAGAGUGGAGGAUCCACGAAGGUCGUGUCUCUGAGCUCCUUCCCAACCUCAAAGAUGCAGUGAAUGAUGCUGAUGACCUUCUUGAUGAGUUCAGAUGGCAUGAGCUAAAGAUGAAGGUGGAGGGCAAUGCAAAUCAUUCUGCUUUUGAUGACUUCUACAACACUACCGUACAAGGAAGCUUCAACAAAGUGAAUGAUAUCCAAGCAAGGUUGAAUAGUAUUUCUGGUCAGCUAGAGAAAAUGGGGUUAUAUGGAGUGACACCAGGGUUCGACAAAUCAGUCAGGCCAGACACUACCCCUUUCCCGAAUGAAAAAAAUAUAUUUGGUCGUGACAAGGAACUGGAGGAGGUGAUGGGAUUUCUUGGUGUACCUCAAAAUAAAGGAUGGGCGUGGUUAAAACGGAAGAGAGAAAGUAGUGCAGUCAAUGCAUCAACAAGCACAUCAGCAUGGAACCAAAUUAGUAAUGAAUCAAGAAUACCAGCUAUUCCUGUUUUGCCAAUAGUUGGAAUGGGGGGCGUUGGAAAGACCACUUUGGCUCAAUAUAUAUGCAAUCAUCAACAGGUGAAAGAUUACUUUGAGUUAAUAAUCUGGAUUUGUGCAGAUGACUUUGAUGUAAAGAGAUUAAUUAAAGAUGCCAUACAAUCCGCUUCCGGAAAAUGGACAAUUCUUGAUCAUUUAGCUUCUCUUCAACAUGCUCUUUCUCACAGUGUGAGCAAUAAAAGGUUCUUGAUUGUUGUUGAUGAUGUGUGGGAUGAUGCCUUGAAGGAAAAUGAGCAGCGUUGGAAAGAUUUCUAUGAUUCUUUAACAAAUGUGGUACAGGGAAGUAUGAUGUUGGUCACAACAAGAUUUCCAGAUGUUGCUGAUAGAGUGCGCACAAUGGAGCCUUUCCCAUUAGAUGGUUUGAAGGAGGAUGUGUUUUGGGAUUUCUUUAAACUUUGUGCGUUUGGGUCUGUGAAUUCCCGGAAUGAUCCUGAGUUAGAGAGGAUUGGAAAAGGCAUAGUUCCAAAGUUGAAGGGUUCUCCUUUGGCCGCCAAAACUCUUGGACGUCUAUUAGGAAUGAACCUUCAUACAACACACUGGAAUAAUAUACUAGAGAGUGAACUCUGGAAGUUGAAACAAGAGAAGACUGAUAUUUUGCUAGCCCUUCGGUUGAGCUACAUAUAUUUGCCAUUCCACUUGAAGAGAUGA